This is a messenger RNA of Dentiscutata heterogama, 489 nucleotides long. The record is from the annotation of a GenBank genome assembly. Lineage: Eukaryota; Fungi; Glomeromycota; Glomeromycetes; Diversisporales; Gigasporaceae.
AUGGUUUCCCUUCAUUUCAUUCCCUUUAUAUUUGCCCUUACUUUCAUUUUAUUCCUUUCUAUAAUUACCGCUAAUCAAAAUGAUCAAAAUGAAACCUCAACACCUCUCAAAAAACAGGGCUUAAAACAUCAUAAACCGCAUUACAUUAACAGACCUCCACAUCGUUUAAGGUACCAUUAUAAAUCGGAUUCUAACCAUUUUGAAAAUUCUAAACAUCCUAUAAAUCAUGAUCAUCCGGAACAUUUUAAUAAUCUUGAAUAUCCUCAAGAUACUAAACAACCCGAACAUUCUAAAGAUCUCGAUUAUGCUAAAAAUCAUAAAGAUCUUAGAUAUUCCACAACUAAUAAAAAACCUAUAAUCCAUAAGCGUAAUAAGGAUUCUUCUCCUGGCACAACAAAAAAUCAGAACGGAAAUGCUGACACCAGUGAUCAGGCAGAUACUGACACAACAAAAAAUCAGAACGGAAAUGCUGACACCGAUAAACAUUAA